AUGCUGCAAAGAUACUGGAAGUGCAGGCAAACACAACGAGAAAACACACACCUUACCAUCUCCCUCCUCCUAGAGAACUGCUUCCCAAACCAUCCCAAGACCAAGAUCUAUUUCUCACGCUACGAGAAAAAGUGUCCGACGCUCGCCAAAAGCAUGAUUUCAACAGCUAAAGAAGAAGCAGAGAAUGAGGAUCAGAACAAAUCGCUUCAGGAACUCCUGGAGGACGAGAACCGUCGCUCUCCAAACGCGCUACAUCGCAUACAACCGAAAGAAACCACAACAAACAAUAACUACAACUUUCUCUCCGUCAGAAAAAUUCAGCAGCUCCCCAAAGAGCAUGAUUUCAUAACACAAUUAGAGAAGGCAUACUGUAACGACUACAAGCAACCGGUGGUGCAUGGCAUACAAAACUCUACAAUCCAGUGGUGCCAGAAACUUGCCUUCACACCCAGGAACCAGGAUCGAGCUACCAUGGCAGCACAACCAGAUACGCCAAGCUACUCGGCCCCUUUACACACCCACGCUACAUAA
Trichoderma virens Gv29-8 is the source of this 531-nucleotide messenger RNA. RefSeq lists its product as uncharacterized. Bases 1 to 531 code for a protein of 176 amino acids. The record is from RefSeq and is a predicted model, not a curated record. The transcript is spliced from 6 exons. NCBI's taxonomy places the organism in Eukaryota, Fungi, Ascomycota, Sordariomycetes, Hypocreales, Hypocreaceae.